Molecule: messenger RNA, 1772 nt
Organism: Corylus avellana
Lineage: Eukaryota; Viridiplantae; Streptophyta; Magnoliopsida; Fagales; Betulaceae
Product: protein RICE SALT SENSITIVE 3
Source: RefSeq, a predicted model, not a curated record
CACUUUAUCUCUCUCUAACUUUUUACCUCCCCCUCGUUCAAGGUCACCGAACCUGUUCACUUGGGACAAACAAAAGGGAUUAGUAGAGAGAGAGAGAGAGACAGAGGAGAGCCAACCAAAAAAAAAAAUAGCAGAGAGAGAGAUGAAAGGGUAUUCUCUGUGGUGGUUAAGCAUCGUGGAGUUGCAAAAGAAGAUAAAAAUUGAGUUGAGUUAGAAGUUAGCAGUAGCAGUGUUUCAGAGGUUGAGAGGGGGUGGAAGAGAGGAAACUCAAAAGGGUUUAAGUGUGUGAACUGUGAAGUGAAACAAGAAAAUAAAAGGAAAAGGCAUAUAUAUUAGAGAGAGAAAGAAAGAGAAAGAGAAAGAGAGUGAGAGAUGGUGGGCUCAGGAGCAUCAGAUAGGAGCAAAGAAGCUGUUGGGAUGAUGGCCCUUCAUGAGGCCCUCAGAAGCGUCUGUCUCAACACAGAAUGGACUUACUCUGUCUUCUGGACCAUCCGUCCUCGCCCAAGAGUCAGAGGUGGUAAUGGUUGCAAGGUUGGAGACGACAACGGCAGCUUAAUGUUGAUGUGGGAAGAUGGAUUCUGUCGAGGAAGAGUUGGGGAUUGUCUUGAAGAGAUUGAUGGUGAAGAUCCUGUCAGAAGAGCCUUCAGCAAGAUGUCAAUUCAAUUAUAUAAUUAUGGAGAAGGGUUGAUGGGGAAGGUGGCAUCUGAUAAGUGUCAUAAAUGGGUAUUCAAAGAACCAACAGAAUGUGAACCAAACAUAUCCAACUACUGGCAGAGUUCUUUUGAUGCUCUUCCUUCUGAAUGGACUGAUCAGUUUGAGUCAGGAAUCCAGACAAUAGCUGUAAUUCAAGCUGGCCAUGGCCUUCUACAGUUGGGUUCUUGCAAGAUUAUACCUGAGGACUUGCAUUUUGUGCUUAGAAUGAGGCAUACAUUUGAAUCUCUAGGCUACCAGUCUGGUUUCUACCUCUCCCAGCUCUUUUCUUCAACCAGAAACACUUCCUCUUCUUCUUCACUCCCUUCAAAGCAAUCCCCGAUUCCAAUACGCCCGCCUGCUCCGGUCUUUAACUGGGGCCAAAGGCAACUUCCAUCUGCAACGUCUAUGCUUUCUUCACCCAAUUUCCCAAACUCUGCCAGGCUUGGAUUCCCACAAGCUAAAGAUGAGACCCAUAUGUUCCUCCUACCUCAUUCGUCCGAAACCCGACUCGAAGCCAUGGUGGCCGGAGAGCAUGAAAACGACAUCAAGUGGCCGAAUGGGCUGUCAUUCUUCAAUGCUCUCACUGGACGUACUGAUGACGCCAAGCUGUUGUUUAACGCGGAGAGCUUAGGAAACAAACCUGCAGACCAGAAUCACCACCCUCUAAACCCUAAUUCGGAUGCCUCAAACAUGCAUAAUGGUGGUGGAGCAAACCCUAAUGACUUCUUGAGCUUGGACAGCUGCCAUCCAGACAGUGCAAGAAAGCUUGAAAACAAAUUUAAGAGGAGCUUUACUUUGCCUGCUAGAAUGACUUCAUCCUCUUCUUCAACAUCUGUUGAUCACCAUCAGCACCAGCAUCAGCCCGAGUAUAGGAAUUCGGAGGCGGCCGGUAUGUACUCCUCCGAUGUCAUGGAGACAUUCUUGGAGUGAAUUGAAGAGGCAGGCAGGCUUGUGUUAGGAUGUUGAUCUAGGAAAAGCUUUGUGUUCCUUAAUUUACUGCUCAUGUUUCUUCUUGUGCUUGUUUUGAUGCUCUUUGUAUGUCGUGUUUCUUUCAUCCAUUACUAUUGACUUCACCAUCA